AUGCGAGCAAUCAGGAGGGCCGUUAUUAUCGGCAACGGUUUUGCCGGUGCUGAAAACCAGUGCAUUGGCUUGGUUCGAGCUUUGGGCCUCUCUAACAAUUACAUUCUAUAUCGUGUUAGUCGGCCGAGAGGGGGAAUCAACGAAAGGCUUCAUUGGCUGCCGGUUUCCGUUCACAAACGAUUGGAUCACGCCAUUAAGUGGAUUAGUGGAAAGCAAGUGGUACCUUUUCCAUCUCAAGGGAAGGAUGUUUUGGAGGCGGAUGCAACGAGUAUAGCCAAAUUGGCUCAAGAGACGUUGAAAAGGGAUGGCCCGCUUUUGGUGGUUGCUUCGGGUCGUGAUACCAUUGCUGUUGCAAGUUCUGUUAAGCGGUUGGCUCCCCAAAAUGUUUUUCUUGUUCAGAUACAACAUCCACGAUCUCGUCUGAAUCGAUUUGAUCUCGUGAUAACACCUGAACACGAUUAUUACCCGUUGAUGCCAGAGGCACAGGAACAAAUCCCAUUCUUUCUAAGAAGGUGGGUGACACCUCGGAAUCCUCCGGACAAAAAUGUGGUCCUUACAGUGGGGGCCCUUCACAGGGCUGAUUCUGAUGCCUUGAGAAAUGCAGCUUUUGCUUGGCAUGAUGAGAUGGCAUGGCUGCCUAAGCCCCUUCUUGUAGUGUCUGUUGGGGGGCCUACACAUCUGGCAAGGCAGCUGACAGACUCAUUGAAGAGUGUUCUUCAGACAUGUGGGAGCCUCAGAAUAUCAUUUUCUCGUCGAACUCCAAAGAUUAUAAUGGACGUCAUUACGGAUGAAUUGUCAGACCAUCCUAAAGUCUAUAUAUGGAAUGGUGAAGAAAGCCAGAAAGAUGUUGCUAGGGUUCUUUUAGAAGCUGGCUUCACUUCAAGUCACUACUAUCCAAAUCCACACAUGAAGCCUGUAUACGUAAUUGGUGCUGAGCGGUGCACAUGGAAAUUCUCUCAUUUUCUCAAAACCCUGCAGAGAAGAGGAGCCAUUUCAGAUAAAUGGCUCUAUACCCCACUGAAUGACACUGAAAAUGCAGCCGAUGAAGUGAUUAAGGCUCUUGCAGAACGUGGGUGGAAAUUGAUGCCUCAUUGAGUUAACGGAUAUAGGCUCGAGCCUCGUUUGUGAUUUUUCCUACAAAACCGGGAAAACAAUUUGUCGUUCUGUAUUGAAAGCCUGUACACAAUACUUAUAAAAUCGACAUGGUUGAUCGGGAUUCACCUUGCGUUGGCUUCCGCAAAAUGAAAUCUAAUGUUUUGUCUCCAUUUUUUCAUUCUGUUUUCAUGUACUAUAUGUCCUAAUGCAAACUAUGUCAUUGUGCUAAGAACUCUUUAACGUUGUGUAACAACGUAUGCAGCACUUUGCUCUUUGGUGGAUUAGUUAAAAUACGUUAGUUGAGUAAUCACUUGAACGUUGUUUCAUUCCCUUUAUUUUUCAUGCUAUAUUUGUGUUUUACCGAAUAAAAUAAAUAAAAAACGAGAAGGA
This is a messenger RNA of Striga asiatica, 1485 nucleotides long. Lineage: Eukaryota; Viridiplantae; Streptophyta; Magnoliopsida; Lamiales; Orobanchaceae. The record is from the annotation of a GenBank genome assembly.